This is a messenger RNA of Pleuronectes platessa (European plaice), 2923 nucleotides long. It is a transcript of the gene mtx3, whose product is annotated as metaxin 3. The transcript is spliced from 9 exons. Gene Ontology annotation, biological process: mitochondrion organization. Bases 23 to 946 code for a protein of 307 amino acids. The record is from RefSeq and is a predicted model, not a curated record. NCBI's taxonomy places the organism in Eukaryota, Metazoa, Chordata, Actinopteri, Pleuronectiformes, Pleuronectidae. Gene Ontology annotation, cellular component: SAM complex.
CGCCCCCCUCUAUGAAUCCAACAUGGCGGCUGCCAUGGAGCUGAGAUGCUGGGGAGGAGACUGGGGUUUACCUUCUGUCCACUCCGAGUCCCUCAUAGUUCUGGCAUACUCAAAGUUUGCUGGGGCAAAAGUCACAGUUUCUCCUAUAGACUGGACAUGGAAGACUCUAACAGCAACAGUCCCAGAGCUGCUGUGUGGAGACGCUGCAGUUCAAGAACCAUCACAGAUACUCAACUUCCUGAGGAAACAGAGGUAUAACGCAGACUAUGAGCUGACAGCCAGACAGGGAGCAGACACCAUGGCUUACAUCGCCCUGCUCGAAGAGAAACUGCGACCAGCUCUGCUGCACACGUUCUGGGUGGAUGCAGAAAACUACGCCAAUCUGACACGGCCAUGGUUUGCUUCACAUUCGCCGUUCCCACUUAACUUUCUGGUCCCCUGUCGCCAUGCCAACACCGCUCUCUCCCGCAUCCUUCUAACCAAAGGAGAGGCGCCUCUACACAGAAUCACUGAGGUGGAGGGGAAGAUCUACAGUGAUGCUAAAGAGUGCCUGAAUCUCCUCUCGUACAGACUGGGGACAGCGAACUACUUCUUCGGCAACUCGCCGACCAGUCUGGAUGCCUACGUAUUUGGUUUCGUGGCCCCCCUCAUCAAAGCCAAUCUUCCCAGCAGCCCUUUGCAGAGCCACCUCAAACAGCUGGAUAACCUCAUGAGCUUCUGUGACACCAUCCUCGCGGUGUACUUCAGCUCGGACCACCCUUGUCCUCCCCCGCCAGUUCAGGAAACAAUGGAUGCAAACCUGCAGAAACUAACUCAGCUUGUAAACAAAGAGUCCAACUUAAUAGAAAAGAUGGAUGAUAAUCUUCGCAGCAGCCCUCAGCACAAACCGCACAGACCAGACCCCAAACCCAGUCUGCUCAGCGAGAAGAACUCCUCCCCUGCCUGACCCUUCACCCUGCAGCCCUGAUCCAGCCUUAUGAAUCCACGUGGAACCGCCCAUAGAUGAAAUGUGCUCUGACUCAACGUUCUUAAAUAUGAAAAAAAACCAUACUGACAGAACUGAACUGCAGCUUCUGCAGCAUGAAAGGGAAAAUAGCUUAAUAAUUAAUGGAAGUCUGACUAUAUAACUAUAAAAAAGACCUUUUUAAGGCAAGAUAAUGAUGAAAGAUUUCACAGAUGUUCAUAUGAAAGCGAAGAAAAGUGCUUGUGUGAGGUCUUUAAAAAGGUUUAGUGCAUGUAUGUGGUAAAGAUGGAAUGCUAUGAAGUGGUGCCCAGUGAGAAAGACACAGACAGCUGACGGAAACUUAGAGUUGAAUAUGAAAAAACACAAAAAUUGAAAUUCCUAAGGUAAAUACUAAGUUAAAGAGACAUUGGUGGCUAAAGUAGAACGGUGUGGGACUAGAGCACCUUAUUUCACCAUUGAAGAAACCUCAAGUUACUCUAGUUUAUAGAUCUGUGUUUUUAUCAUGGAGCAGACAUGGAUCCUAGUAUCUACUCUAAAAUCUUCUGCACAGUAAAUUCUAAUAGAAUUUGAAGUAGAUGAUUAUGUACAGUAUGUAUGCAGUCAGACUAUAGGAAUAACCAAUUGCUUGUAUAGUUGUAAAUACUUUCAUGAGUGUCCUCUAAUGGAGUCGACCAGCUCUUUCACAAUCAUUGCUUCGGCCUUGAACUCCACAUCAUUUCCAGACGUUAUCUGUACUUUUCUUUUCACAUAUGAAGAACGCAGCCGGAGAUUUUUGGCGAGUGUUGGCUUCUGUGUAUAUCAUGUGGGGACGUUAUAUAUAAAUUCUGCUGCAUGUUUUUGUUUAUAGCACUUUCAUGCAGGAAUCUGCCCUUAUCAUCAAAAGCUCUUGAAUCUCGUUGUCUUUCCAAGUUGACAUCUUUGUGUUUGUUGUGUUUUUCACCCUGAGAUAUUUGUGUUUUUUUUGUUUUGUUCAGUGAUGCAACUGCCGCCUGUUAGAAACAACAUCAACAUGCUUACUUGCAGGUGCUAUAUUCUCCUGACCUUUUCCUGCUGUAGUCUCACACGGGCUCACUCGGACAUUCUCUAGAUAUUUAACUCGAGGGGAUGGCUGGAAAAGCUCCAGAGAAUGUCCGGAGCAACUGUCUGUGACAUUUGUGUUUUCACAUACAGCCCCUCUGGAUAAUUUUAGGAGAAUAUGUGGAGUUAAGUGCAGGUCUGAACGCAGCUUUAGAUACACUGAGGUAAUGGAAGGGCUCUACAUACUUUAUAAAUGUGUUCAUGCAAAACAUUUGGGACUAACCACUGUUUCUUUCUAUCAUUUCCGUCUUUAUUGUGUGAGAUAUUCUGGGUCAUUAACAAUCCACUCACUUCUGUUGUUGCCAUAACUUUUUUAGGACCACCUUUUAUGUGUUAUUAUUUGUUAUUCCUGUUUAACAAACAUUCUGCUCAAACUGAAGUGUCUGUCCUGUUUGGGAAAGACUCAUUUGCUGCCUUCUGUUUUCCCUCAUUAUUACCGUCUGAUUAUCUAGAUUGGACUGUAAAAUGAGUUGCCUGUUUUUCUUCACAUGUCAUGUUCCCAAGUGUCCUCGCAGCUCAUAUCAUUACUGAGUCCACUCUGUGUGCGUGUUUCUGUCAUGAUCCGUGUCCCGGUUAAAAAUGUUGAUACUCAAAAAGAUUUUUUUGCUUUUGCAGCUUCUAGAAAAUACUUCAUGGACACCUUUAAAGCUCCAUACUCUGAGAAUAAAGAGUUCACUGGUUUGUGUGUGUGCGGUGCAGAGGCUUGUGAGGAUCAUUUGGGGGCAGUGUGCCUUCAUGACUGCUGGUGUCAACAUUGCUGACCUUCACUGUUUUGAUACAUGGUCAUUAAAUAUAUCUUUGUCAUUUCUGCUGCCGUUGUCCAUAACCUGUUCAUGGUUGGAAACCAUAUAUUAUUAUCUCAUUAAAAAUAAUAUAUAAACU